Molecule: messenger RNA, 867 nt
Organism: Gracilinanus agilis (Agile Gracile Mouse Opossum)
Lineage: Eukaryota; Metazoa; Chordata; Mammalia; Didelphimorphia; Didelphidae
Gene: CFAP77
Product: cilia and flagella associated protein 77
Exons: 6
Coding region: 1-867 (288 amino acids)
Source: RefSeq, a predicted model, not a curated record
AUGGCUACCUCCGGGAUGGCGGUCCCCGAAAGCCCCCAACGCGAAACCUCUCGAUGGAAGAAGAAGAAGUCAGUCUACCGCACGGUCAGCCAUAUCUGUCCCCCACCGAGGCGACCCCUGGCCAUUGCCGACCUGCGCCCAGGCAUGGAGAACGAGAGGCUGGGGAUCUUGCGGGACUCCAUGCUGCAGAACCCACUCAUCUUAAAGGCUGAACUUGGGAAGCCUCAGGAAAGGAGUAGCACUCUGCCUGGAAUUAAUUUUAACUAUGGACUGUAUGUUCGUGGGCUGGAUGGAGGAGUCCCAGAAGCCAUUGGACACUGGAAUGUCUUGAAACCACAACCCACCUCCCCCCAAGCUUUGACUCGUGACUUUAUUGCCAUGAACCGAGGUGCAGUCAAGGCUGGUCUAGUGACAGCCAAGGAACAUUUCUUAUACCGCCAACUCAAUGAUAUCCGAAGGAAUGACAAGGAUGAGAGGCGUUUCAAAAAGGACCUGCCAUCUAUCCCUCCAGAUAUGAUCUUUGGGAUCCGGUCACGGCCUUCCACACCCUUCUUUGAUCUGAUGCAACACAAGUACCAGCAGCUAUGGGUACAGGAACAAAAAGCAGCUCAAAAAGCCAUUAAAAUGGAGAAAAAACACAAGGUCACCCUUGGGAGGUUUUAUGAGACUCGGACCUGUCAGCAGAGGAAGUAUAAACCACCGGUGAAACUGGACCCUCUUUGGCACAUGCCCCACUUUCAAAAGGUGAGCUGCAAUCUUAACACGUUUCCGAAUGAGAAAGCUCGCUAUCUGGCAUACAAAGCCCACUAUGAUGAAUUCUCAACACGCCAAGGAACCCUGCAUCUGGGCAACUACACCCAUCCCUAG